Messenger RNA from Apiotrichum porosum, 336 nucleotides. It is a transcript of the gene SMD2, whose product is annotated as mRNA splicing protein. Bases 1 to 336 code for a protein of 111 amino acids. The record is from RefSeq and is a predicted model, not a curated record. Gene Ontology annotation, biological process: spliceosomal snRNP assembly; RNA splicing. Gene Ontology annotation, molecular function: RNA binding. The transcript is spliced from 5 exons. Gene Ontology annotation, cellular component: U4/U6 x U5 tri-snRNP complex; catalytic step 2 spliceosome; U5 snRNP. Lineage: Eukaryota; Fungi; Basidiomycota; Tremellomycetes; Trichosporonales; Trichosporonaceae.
AUGAGUCAAUACGCGUCUGUCCCCAAGUCGGAACUCGACGAGUCUCAAAUCCGCGAACUCGAGGAGUGGGAGAUCUCGCAGGGUCCCCUGUCUGUUCUCCAGCAGGCUGUCCGCAACAACAGCCAGGUGCUCAUCUCAUUGAGAAACAACAAGAAGCUCCUGGCACGUGUCAAGGCGUUUGACCGUCACGCCAACAUGGUGCUGGAAAACGUCAAGGAGAUGUGGGUUGAGACGCCCAAGGGCAAGAACGCCAAGCCUGUUAACAAGGACCGCUUCAUCUCCAAAAUGUUCCUUCGUGGUGACUCGGUGAUCCUGGUUCUGCGGAAUGCAGCAUGA